AUGAAAGGUAUUCAAAUUCACAACCAACAGGUCCCUCGUUUUAAACGCCCCACACUACAAAAAUAUGAGAGUGUCACCACAUGUAAUCCAGCAAAUGGGGAGUUUUUAAAGACGCAUGAAGAGUACACCCCAGCAAAUGUUGGAACGCGUCUAGUCGAUACUCGGUUCAAUAUAGAAACUCGUCCACUUCAAAAGAAUAUGUUAUUCACCGACGACGGGAAGAUCAACUUGAAGUUACUGAAAAACCACUUCCAACGCGAAGGUAAAUUGACCACAGAAUGUGCAUUGGAAUUGGUUCAGCGUUCUACUAAACAACUUUCUGCAGAGCCAAAUAUGUUAGUCCUUGAAGCACCAAUAUAUGUCUGUGGUGAUAUCCAUGGCCAAUUCUAUGACUUGCUGACUAUCUUUGAUAUCACCAAAAAUGACUCCUGUGGGUACCUCUUUUUGGGAGACUACGUUGAUAGAGGCGACUUUGGGUGUGAAGUCCUUUUCUACCUCUUAGCACUCAAACUCACGUACCCCGAGAAAUUCCAUUUACUUCGAGGGAACCACGAGAGUCGAAUGAUGACGGAGAACAUGACAUUUAACAUCGAGUGUGAGUACAAAUACAACUCGACUGAAUUACUCCAGAACAUCCAUAACUUGUUUGACUCAUUACCACUCGCUGCUUUGGUCGAGGGAAAUGGACUUGGGAGAUUCUUGUGUACCCACGGCGGGAUAUCACCACAAUUGCAGACUUUGAAGCAAUACGACACCAUUAAUAGAUUCACAGAACCACCAACGUCUGGCCCAAUGUGUGACUUGUUGUGGGCUGAUCCAUUCGACCAAGCACACCCAGAGACAAUGGAUAAGAGAAGAGUCGACGCUUGGCUCAACACUGAUUUUGUGGAUAACACGUUGAGACAAACAAGUGUCAUGUUUGGCCUCAGAGGACUCCUUACUUUCCUCAACAAAAAUGACUUGAUUUGCUUAGUUAGAGCACAUCAAGUUAUGGAGGAAGGGUUCAAGUUGCACUACUUCAUGCAGAACAUCGAUUUGCCCCCAUGCAUCACUGUGUUCUCUGCUCCAAACUAUUGUGACGCGUAUCAGAACAAGGCCUCUGUCCUCAAAAUUAACACGGAGAAUAUCUGCUUUGAACAGUUCGAAUACGUCGACCACCCAUUCAACUUCCCCGACUUUUUGGAUUGCUUCAAUUACUCUCUUCCAUCACUUAUGGAAAGUUUGGUAUUGGUCCUUUCGGAAUUGGUUGUUGCUGUGAAGGAGGAAGACGUCGAUAAGAUCUCCAUUUCCGAGAAGGUUGCCGACGAUCAGUUAAAGCAAAAAAUCGACGCAUUGAAAGAGAAGACGGAGAAAGAAUAUGAAAGCAAAAAGAAGAUGCUUGAGCUGAGAAAGGAGGUGAAAGCGAUGAAAACAAUCAACAAAGAUUGGUUCGACAAAAUACUGCGAAUCGAUCAAGGCAACGAGUGUAGACCAAAGAGUUGCAGGGUCUCUACUAGAGGAGAAAGACCACGUAAUGUAAGAACAGUCUCGGAUUCGCAUAUCACACUUGUGGAUCAAAAGAUUUAA
Molecule: messenger RNA, 1566 nt
Organism: Entamoeba invadens IP1
Lineage: Eukaryota; Evosea; Mastigamoebida; Endamoebidae
Product: serine/threonine protein phosphatase 2B catalytic subunit, putative
Exons: 2
Coding region: 1-1566 (521 amino acids)
Biological process (GO): calcineurin-mediated signaling
Cellular component (GO): cytoplasm; calcineurin complex
Molecular function (GO): calmodulin-dependent protein phosphatase activity; calmodulin binding
Source: RefSeq, a predicted model, not a curated record